GUAAAGUGACCAAAUGGGUGUAAUGGAGUAAUCAAAACAACCUUUUUACUCAAUUAGUCUGUGCUUUUUUAUUAUUUUCAUUUUUAGUUUGGUAAAUUUUACUUCUGCUUUAAAAGCAUUAUUUUUGUUUUUAGAUUGCAAUGUUACAAUGUUAGAAUGUAAUGUGAUUUUAACCCUUUUUUAACAUAAUAUAUGCCUAUGGUUACAUUACGUUACAUGAUUACAAAAGCAUAAAAAAUACCUAGCUAUAUACCAUAUACCGCAAAUCAGCCAAAAAAUACCGAGAUAUGAAGUUUUGCUCAUAUCGCCCAGCCCUAAAUUGUAGGUUGGUCAUUCGCGGUGUUGACCAAGCGAAAGCCGCUUGUAUGUAUGUAAUUGACAAUACACAAUUUUACCCUUACUGCCUUUUCGCCAAAAUUUGGCUAAUGUUACCGCACUUUUAGCAAACAUGCGGCUCCUUUAAGAGAUUGCGUCCUCUGUAUCGUAUCCAUGGCGACAAACAAUUACAAACCCAAGCGAUGCGUAACUUUGUACCAGGCCAUCGAUUCUCUAUGAGCAACAACAGAUAUCAAUGGUGAAAUCCAAACGACACAAACAGUUUCUUUCAGCAGGCCGGGAUUAGAAUUUAUAUAACUCCGUUUAAUUGUUUGGACGGUCAAUAGUGAUUAAGAUCAACGCGUGAUAAAUUCGUGUUUAGAUUUAUUAUUCGGCAUACAUAUCGCUUAGGAGAAGUUCACUCCUAGUUAGUGGAGUGAAUUCAUAAGAUCUUGUUUGUAGUUUUAGUUUAUUAAAUCUGUUUUGUUGCAAUCCUGCAUUCCUCAAGCAGCCAGGAUUUUAUUCCUGCCAUGAUCAAAACACAUUCAGAUUCAUUUUAAGUGGUAAAACAGGAAAUAGACGGAAUGAACAUCACAGAGGUGGAAGAACACAUUACCUUGAAGUAUGAAAUCAAGAGAAGACUUGGGAAAGGGGCAUAUGGAAUUGUUUGGAAGGCUGUGGACAGAAAAACAGGAGAGACUGUUGCUGUGAAGAAAAUCUUUGAUGCCUUUAGGAAUCGAACGGAUGCUCAGAGAACCUUCAGAGAAAUUAUGUUCCUCCAGGAGUUUGGGGAUCAUCCUAACAUAAUUAAAUUACUGAAUGUCAUCAGAGCCCAAAACGACAAAGACAUUUACCUUGUGUUUGAAUUCAUGGACACAGAUCUACAUGCAGUAAUAAAGAAAGGAAGUCUAUUAAAAGACAUUCAUAAGCGUUAUGUUAUGUACCAGCUUCUUAAAGCAACAAAAUACCUUCAUUCAGGCAAUGUCAUUCAUAGGGACCAAAAGCCAUCCAACAUCUUACUAGACUCAGACUGCUUUGUGAAGCUGUGUGACUUUGGCUUGGCAAGAUCCCUGUACCAGAUCCAAGAGGAUGCUGUGAAUCCUGCCUUGACAGAGUAUGUGGCAACACGAUGGUACAGAGCCCCUGAAAUUCUCUUGGGAUCCAGUAGGUACACAAAAGGUGUGGACAUGUGGAGCAUAGGUUGCAUUCUGGGAGAGAUGCUCCUGGGCAAGCCUCUCUUCCCCGGGACAUCUACCAUUAAUCAAAUCGAAAAAAUCAUGAGCGCCAUUCCACAUCCUUCUACAGAGGAUGUGUUAGCUAUCAGAUCAGAGUAUGGGGGUUCUAUGAUUCAGAGAAUGCUGCUUAGACCGCAGGUGCCAUUAGAUGAAAUUCUGCUGGCAUCAGUGCCACCUGAUGCCCUUGAUUUAGUGCAGCGCCUGCUGGUUUUCAAUCCAGACAAGAGACUCAGUGCAGAGGAAGCUCUGCAGCACCCUUACGUGUCCAAAUUUCACAACCCAGCCAGAGAGCCUAGUUUGGUCUAUGAUGUCAUUUUGCCAGUGGACGAUGACGUCCAACUCUCUGUUACUCAGUACAGAAACAAACUCUACGAGAUGAUCCUGGAAAAAAGGGCCAGUCGGCAGAUGCACAGACAACCUCACUUCAUAAAGAAAUCAGAGGAGAAGACUGCAGAAGUGAAUGGGGACAGUGGAAUGGACAAAAGCAAUGAAACAGGUGCUAACUCUCAAAGAGAAGGCAAGCGUGGCGUGGAUGGAGAUCAUGACAGGAAGUCUCCUAAUGACAAGAAGAGCUCUAAUGGAACUGGAGCAGCUGUUGCGAAACCUCUCAGUAGGCCUGAGCAAACACACUCAGCUCCUGAGAGCACCAGCCCAGCAGUGAGCCCCAGUGCGGUCAAAACCUCAUAUAACCCCAUCACACACAUGCCUAAUGGUUUAGUCAAACUGCACCACUACCCAGCUCAUUCUCAGCGGAUUGGGAGGGGGAAUCAAGAUACUGGAGGUGUACUGCCUGCAGAUGGUGCUAAUGGGCCUUUGGGUAUAGACCGGCGAGGUUGCUCUGCCCCUGUUGCACGCACAAACUCAUUCUCUCUCACACUAGCACAGCCCCAAAAUAAUCCCCUGCUUCGCAAGGAUGAACCCAUUGUUUCCCCUGGGUUAUGUGUCACCUCUGCUCGCUUGAACCAGCGGUCAAAUUCGCAUUCACGUGAUGCCAAGCUUCCACCAAGGUUCAGCAAGAAGGUUUUCCAGAGCAAUUCGAAUGUUUCUGCAGCUGGCGAUCCUCGCGCCAAACUAGGCAGUUAUUCUCAGGCGUAUGGGACUAUCAGCAAAAGCGGACUGGACAAUCUACGUAGGAAUUGCCACUAAGGUGUAAAGUGUGAGAUUAGUGGAGAAAUCAAGAGGCAGUCAGACGGCCAUUGGAAUCUCCCAGAUCAAAUAGAAACAGUGGAUUUCACAUGACAAGAUAAUUACACCAUCAUAACAUGCUCUGAAGAUUAUCGCCAUUGUGGAAAUCCCAGAUUAGUGCUGCCAAUAACGUUUUUUCUGAUCAAUUUAAAUUCAGGUGUCAACUUCUUGUUUGUAAAUAUGUGGUGAAAACGUUUAUUAAAUGUGUA
This is a messenger RNA of Onychostoma macrolepis, 2944 nucleotides long. It is a transcript of the gene mapk15, whose product is annotated as mitogen-activated protein kinase 15. The record is from RefSeq and is a predicted model, not a curated record. Bases 900 to 2696 code for a protein of 598 amino acids. Gene Ontology annotation, molecular function: MAP kinase activity; ATP binding. Gene Ontology annotation, cellular component: nucleus; cytoplasm. NCBI's taxonomy places the organism in Eukaryota, Metazoa, Chordata, Actinopteri, Cypriniformes, Cyprinidae. Gene Ontology annotation, biological process: protein phosphorylation; intracellular signal transduction. The transcript has 14 exons.